CAAACGUGUGACGUUAAACGUGAGGAGACGUCUGUCUCGAUUUGAUCAGAACCAGGCUAAAAGGUUUCUUUUCUCUUCCAGGUGUCAUCCUCCUGGUUUUCCCUUUGGUUCUGGUUCUCCUGGUUCUCUCUCUGGUUCUGGUUCUCGCUCGGGCCAUGCUGGGCAGAACAGGAACCAUAGGUGGCCGUUGCAGGUUUGAGGUCCAGCAGUACUGCUCCCUGUCCUCCCUUCCUCCUCCCUGUAAGGUCUCUAGACUCCGUUACCCAGCAGGCAGUGAGAGCAGGAAGUACAGGGCGGGGCAGGAGGUGGGACAGAUGAGCUCGGGUCAGAUCAACCGCAUCUUAAAGGCCAACGAAUACAGCCACACCCUCCCCAGAGGCCCCGCCUCCCACGGUGUCCUGGGUUUCCAUAGCAACAUAUUGCCAUCCAACUACCCGGGCGAGGACCGCCGGAGCAGCGCCACCUGCCUGCCGGGCUGUGGUGGUCUGCAGUUUGGUGUGUUUGACGGGCAUGCGGGGUCGGCGUGCGCUCAUGCUGUCAGCCAGAGACUCUUCUACUACAUUGCCGUGGCAACCCUGCCUCUGAAGAUGCUGGCAGAGCUCGAACGGGCGGUGGAGGAGGGACGGGCUGUACCGCCACUGCUGGAGUGGCACAAACACCCCCGAGAUCACAGCCACCCUGACGGAGGAGCAAGCUCCUUCCACAGCCUCCGAAACUACUGGCAGGAGAGGCUGGAGGACGAGGACGGCGAGGAUGACGACGAGGACUGCGGCAGGGGGACGUCAGCGCUGGUCAAUGCUUUCCGCCGCCUUGACUACGACCUUUCAGUGGAAGCCCAGGUCCACCUGUCCAUGUCCUCACCCAGGCGGUUGUCUCUCCCUGGAGAGGCGUUCUCUCUGUCCUCACCCCUUCGCGUGGCGCUGUCUGGCUGCACAGCCUGCAUCGCCCACAUUUCCAACGGGGUCCUGCACGUGGCUAACCUGGGCGACAGCCGGGCCGUGCUGGGUGUUCAGGAGCAGGACGGGUGCUGGUCAGCGGUGAGUCUCACCAAUGACCACAACGCACAAAACCCAGAUGAGCUGCAAAGGAUUUUAGGGGAACACCCGCUGUCUGAGCACAGGACAGUGGUCCGACACGACCGCCUGCUGGGUCUGCUGCUGCCCUUUAGGGCGUUUGGUGAUGUCCGUUUCAAAUGGAGCGCAGAGAUGCUGAAACGGGUCUACGAAACACGACCAGACAUCUUGUCCGCGCUCAGCGAGGCGGUCCGUACACCGCCACCUCACUACCUGACCCCGCCCUACCUGAGCGCGGAGCCCGAGGUCACCCGACACCGCAUCAGACCCGCUGACAAGUUCCUGGUCCUGGCCACUGACGGACUCUGGGAGCUGAUGCACCGACAGACCGUAGUCCAGCUGGUCGGAGAACAACUGACAGGUCAGGUCACCAUUCUCACCUGA
Larimichthys crocea (large yellow croaker) is the source of this 1457-nucleotide messenger RNA. Its product is annotated as pyruvate dehydrogenase [acetyl-transferring]-phosphatase 1, mitochondrial. NCBI's taxonomy places the organism in Eukaryota, Metazoa, Chordata, Actinopteri, Sciaenidae. The coding region runs from base 156 to 1457 and encodes 433 amino acids. Gene Ontology annotation, biological process: protein dephosphorylation. Gene Ontology annotation, molecular function: [pyruvate dehydrogenase (acetyl-transferring)]-phosphatase activity. The transcript is spliced from 4 exons. The record is from RefSeq and is a predicted model, not a curated record. Gene Ontology annotation, cellular component: mitochondrion.